GUAAAAUGAUUACAAUGUUUAUGCACUUAUCAAGUAGUUAAAACUAACUAACUGAAAAUAAGUACCCAAAACAAAUUCUAUCUCAAAGACUUCUUAAUUGAAUACCACUAUUAACACAAUUCUUAUAAUUUAUGUUACAAAUUCUAACUAACAGUAACUAAGUGUUACAAUCUCAACAAACUAACAAUUAACUUCAAGUUUGACCUAACUAAAACAACAAACAAGUUCCAAGGAAACUCCGAUAUCAUCAUCAACCAUUGAAAUCUUCAGCCCAUUAAAGAGUUGAUUAUCAAUGAUAUAAAAAUCAAUGUUUUUCAAUAAAUAAAUUAUAUUAAAACGACAGACAAAAAACAUCUCGUAUGUUUUUUAUUAUAUAUAGAUGCAUUAUUUUCGUCAUGUUUUCCAUCAAGAACUCACUCCACUUUCCAACACAACCAAUAAUGGCACACAAAAAUGAAACCAGUCAAAACACUACCGUUGAAAAAUCCCAAAACAAUAAUCUCCCAAAACUAUUCAUUCACGGUCCUCUCAAACUCUCUUCCAUCCUCCAACCACAUCCUUCUCACAACUUCCACAUCUUAAACCCUUCCCCCUCUCUCCCUCUCCACCAAUUCAUAUCCACCGAUCCUCAUCACGCCUCCGACAUCGCCGCCAUUUUUUGCACCGGUCUCUACCCCCUCAAUGCAGACAUUCUCCGACUUCUCCCUUCUCUCCGUGUAAUCGUCACCUCCAGCGCCGGAACUGAUCACAUUGAUCUCUCCGAGUGCCGCCGCCGGGGAAUUCAGGUCGCCGGUGUUGGAGACCUGUUCUCCGAUGAUGUUGCUGAUAUGGCAGUUGCUUUGUUGAUUGACGUCUUUAGGAAAAUUACCGCGGCGGAUCGUUGCUUGAGAAGGCAGCUUCAGUCUGCUUCUUGGGAUUUUCCACUUGGUUUUAAGUUGUCAGGAAAAAAGGUUGGAAUUGUUGGUUUGGGAAGAAUUGGCUUAGAAGUUGCACAGAGGCUUGAGGCCUUCAAUUGCAUUAUAUCAUACAACUCUAGGAACAAAAAGCCAUUGGUUUCAUACCCUUUCUAUUCCACUGUCUUAGACCUUGCCACUAACACCAGUAUACUUAUUCUCUGCUGUGAACUAAACAACCAAACAAGGCACAUUAUUAACAGAGAAGUCAUGUUGGCACUAGGAAAAGGAGGAGUUAUAGUGAAUGUUGGAAGAGGUGCUCUCAUUGAUGAAAAGGAAUUGUUGAGGUGUUUGAUUGAAGGUGAAAUUGGUGGUGCUGGUUUGGAUGUGUUUGAGAAUGAACCUAAUGUUCCUAAAGAGUUCUUUGCAUUGGAUAAUGUUGUUCUGUCACCACAUGCAGCUGUUUUAACUUCAGAGUCUUUUAGUGGUAUCAAACAACUUGUGGAACAAAAUUUGAUAGCUUUCUUUUCAAAUAAGCCUCUGAUUACUCCAGUUAUAUAGUUGAUUGAAUUGUUCAUACACAUUUUUUUGCUGACCCCUCUUUUUGAAUCCUUUCAAGGGGGUAGUGUGAAUGAUUUUGAGAGAGGCUAUUAAGAAUAGUUUAGAGUUUAUUAUCACAUUCUCAUAUGGUUUUUUGAUCAAUAAGCUCUAUAAAUAAAAUCAUUGUAUCUCAUUUUCUAUAUCUUUCAAUAUGAUUCAUUAUGUGUGCUGUGCUGCAAA
Cicer arietinum (chickpea) is the source of this 1673-nucleotide messenger RNA. Its product is annotated as glyoxylate/hydroxypyruvate reductase HPR3-like. Gene Ontology annotation, molecular function: glyoxylate reductase (NADPH) activity; hydroxypyruvate reductase [NAD(P)H] activity; NAD binding. NCBI's taxonomy places the organism in Eukaryota, Viridiplantae, Streptophyta, Magnoliopsida, Fabales, Fabaceae. The record is from RefSeq and is a predicted model, not a curated record. Gene Ontology annotation, cellular component: cytosol.